GUGAGACAACAGCUAGGAUGGGGGGUCGAGGCAACAAUAGAUUUCUCUCGAGAAAUUUGCUCAUCCAAGCCAAACCUGACGGCUCUAGACAGUAUUACGAACAUGAUGAUCGAGGUUGUACCUACAGAGGUAGUGGCAGCAGUGAAAGAACAAAUGGUGGUGGUGCCAGAGGCAGAGCCAACUCCAGAGAUUUCUACAGAAAUAGUGGAAAAUUCAGAGGGAGAGUAUGGGAUGGUGAUUAUGGCAAUGACAGGAGUACACGACUGCCAGAGGGUCACUGGCGAGGAGACAGGCGACCAUCUGGAAGAGGUUUACGAAAUCUUCGAGCACCUCGGUAUCAGGAUGAAGAUAUUGAAAUGAAGAUGAAUAGAGAUAGGAACAGACGCCAAGAUAUGUAUAAAAGCCGAGGAGGACGCCGGGUAAAGGAUUUCAAGGGUUCCCGAGGACCUCAGAAUGCUAACACCAGCAAUCUUGGUUGGCAUAAAAUUCUUAUACAGGAGGGAAUUGAGCUAGACAAAAAUGAAGUUCUUGAAUCCAUACGUAACUUGGUACAUGAGCCGUUCACUCCUAUACUUUAUGAAGUUGAAGGGAGAAACCUUGUUUUUUAUUUAGAAGAUAAUGGCCGUGCUGCUCAGGCCAUUGUACAAAUAGGCAAAAGAGUUACUCUGAGCUCUGGUGUUCGGCUCAACAUUUGGAGUAACAGAUCGCUGCCUCCAAAUAAGCCAGUACCUCCAGAACAGCAUGAUUGUUUGAAACGUGUUAUGAGUGAGCGCUAUACUCCAGACCUGAGACAACUCAAUCUAAAUAAUUUUCACAAUGAUAUCAAUCUUAUAAAAGAAGGCAUUUUCUGUCCUUUAUAUCGACAACUCAACAUGCAGUUGGUAGUGAAUAUUAUUGUUGAGAACAUACCUCAGGUUCACGAAAUUGAUCUUAGCCAAAACAAGAUCCAGUGCCUUGACGAUUUAGUCCGCCUUGUACCCGCCUGCCCGGACCUUCAGAAACUCAACCUAGGAAAAAACAAGAUCCUGAAUCUAGAUACCCUGGAAAAACUUGUUGGACUUAAUCUUACAGAACUGACUCUGGAAGGCAAUCCUCUCUGCAACCAGUUUCGAGAUACUGAAUUAUACAUCAGUGCGGUGAGGAAGUUCUUCAGCAAGGUUGUGUACUUGGACAGGCAACAGCUUCCCAGGCCUAUAGGGUUCGAAGUAGAUGAAGAUGAGAGUAAGAUCCCCAAGACUGUUCCUGCAUACUUCAUUUUGCCUGAUGUUAAGGACCUUGUACUGCAGUUUAUUGAACAGUACUAUCAGAUAUUUGACACUGAAGAUAGAAAGCCAUUGGAGGCUGCUUAUUCGAAAAAUGCCCUGUUUUCCUUGACCUGCAACUUUCCAGACACUGGUCCUGGUUCUCGGUUUUCAAACAUCUAUUUAACUGAAAAUAGGAAUUUAAAAAAAUUAGGAUCUUCCAACCGGCGACAGAAGCUAGUAUUUCAAGGACGCAGUGCCAUUGGUAACCUUCUGUGCAAGCUUCCCUCCACUGUUCAUGAUCCUCCUUCCUUCACUUUGGAUGUUCCAGUGGCAAACCCUAAACUGAUAGUUGUGACUCUCAGUGGGGUAUUCCGUCAACAGGCAGACCGACUGCCACCCAUUCGUUCAUUCACACGUACCUUAACAAUUGUACCUGAAGGAACCGGUUACUGCAUAUGUAAUGAGCAGAUCUAUAUUACCACAGCUACAGUGGAGCAAGUUAAGAAAGCAUUUAAUAAGACUCGGGUGGUUGCACCAGCACAGCCCAUUAUGGUGUCAGUGGAGCAGAUUGAGCCAGCCCCUGCAAAUGAUCCUGGUACCCAGCAAGCCACACUUCUGCCCAUGCAGGAAGCUAUGAUAAUUAAAUUUUCUGAGGCAUCUGGAAUGUUACCGCAGUUUUCACAACUGUGUUUGGAGCAAAAUGGAUGGGACUUCAACAAGGCUGGAGAAGUCUUUUUACAAUUGAAGACAGACAAUAAAAUUCCACCGGAGUAUUUUGCACAAAGUGUCUAAAUUUUUGUACAAUACCAAUAACCAUCAUAACUUAAAUUAUUGAUCUGAGAAGUGGACCUUUUGAAAUGUAAUAAAACAGGAAGUUACCAAUUUAAAAAGUUAAGAAAAUGUUCAUUUAAGGGCAUCAGGUGAUCAUAGCAGUAUACAAACUGGCUUGCCAAGCUCCUCCUUUUAAUUCAGAAUUGUCAAACUGCUCAUAUAUUUGUAAGCAAAAUGAUCUUCCUCUCCAUUUUUAACCCGUAAACGGUCCAAGCAGAUCUACGUUCACAUGCGUAGUGCUACAAAAGUAGAUCUACGUUUUUUUUACAUAUUUUCAAAUAUAAAAAAAAAAAGUAGAUCUACUUCUUUUACAUACUUUCAAAUGUUGAAAAAACGUAUAUAUACGUUUGGAACCGUUUACGGGUUAAUGUUUCAUAGUAAAGAUCUGUGUGAUGUACCAGUUUAAAACAAACAUAAAUAUUGUUUUUAAUAUCUAGGAUAAAAGUGCUGAAUUAUAUCUUUGAUGCUUUGUUUGAUAAAUCAACUUAUCAGCCUCAAAGGAAUGGUCACAUGCAGAAUCAUUCCUAGAUGUUAAAAAUGAAUUCAGGUCUUAGAGACUAAAAGAAACACUUAAAAUAAUUGUCGGAAAAGUCUGCUUAUUGAUUUUGCUGUCCAUUCAUAAUAUAUUUUGUAGUAUAUUCAGUUUUCACUGGGUACAGGUAACAUAAACAUUGGGAUUUAAUAUGUUCACUGGCAUUGUAUUCAUGUACAAAUCGUGUUUAUAAAAUUCUUGAAUUCAUGUACAGAUAUUUCUUACAAGGUCACUGAAUUAUGCCCAAAUGCAAAUUCACCAACCACGUACACCUACCAUCCGACUUACGGCCUGCUCAACAUACGACCAUUCGACAUAUGACCGUGUUUUCUAUGCCAAAUUUCUGGGAAAUAAACAACUGUUUGUGAUGUACACAGUGUUUAUCCUAAACCUUACAGUAUAAAAUACAGUACUAACAGCAUAAAAAGUAAAGUAAAAAAUGAAAUACCAAAAUAAAACAAUAAAAUAAAGUCAUUACAAAAAUGUGAUGUUGAUAUUCAGUAGUAAGGUUCAACUUGCAUCCAUUUCGACUUACGACCAGUUUGUCGGAACCGAACUCGGUUGUAAGUCGGAUGGUACCUGUAUUAUAUUUAUUAUUUCAAGUUUCAUUAUCAUACAACAUGUCAUCUUAUAAUCUAGUGACCUUGUAUGAUACUAAAAAGAGUAAAAGUUCUUUUUUUUUGGAUAUUUCAUAUUUUGUAAUAUUUUCUAGUAAUGUUUCAAAAUUUUAGUGUUUAAAAUAAAUAAUAUUUUGAUGAAUGGUUUUUACACUGUGUCAACAUUCAUAUUCCAAGACUUUCACCUGCUUCCAGCAGAUAUUGUGGGAACAAGUCUAAAAAUUUCCAUAAGGAAACUAGAUCAACCAGGCUGCAAUGAACAGGCUGGAACAAACAGCCUGGCCUUAGGUUGGAUUGUAAAAAAAAAAAAAAAAAAAUCAAAUUUGGUUACAGGUACAGAUUUAGUAA
Cherax quadricarinatus is the source of this 3572-nucleotide messenger RNA. Its product is annotated as nuclear RNA export factor 1. Gene Ontology annotation, cellular component: cytoplasm; nucleus. Gene Ontology annotation, biological process: poly(A)+ mRNA export from nucleus. The record is from RefSeq and is a predicted model, not a curated record. Lineage: Eukaryota; Metazoa; Arthropoda; Malacostraca; Decapoda; Parastacidae. Gene Ontology annotation, molecular function: protein binding; RNA binding.